AUGCCGCUUGCCAGCAAAGCACGGACAGAGAAGGAGGAGAAGCUGAGCCAGGCCUAUGCAAUCAGCGCUGGUGUCUCCCUCGAGGGCCAGCAGCUCUUCCAGACCAUUCACAAGACCAUUAAAGACUGUAAAUGGCAAGAAAAAAACAUUGUAGUCAUGGAAGAAGUUGUUAUUACACCCCCAUAUCAAGUGGAAAAUUGUAAAGGCAAAGAGGGGAGUGCACUGAGCCAUGUACGCAAAAUAGUUGAAAAACAUUUUAGAGACGUGGAAAGCCAAAAGAUACUGCAACGUUCACAAGCCCAGCAACCACAGAAGGAGGCUGCCCUGUCAUCCUGAGUCCAUCUACGUGGAGGACUCUUCCAGCAUCCGGCCAAGGAGGCAUCGAUGGCUUCAGCGGAGGCAGACCGGGGGAGGGAAGGGAUCCUUUAUUUCCUGUUGACUCUUGUUAACAAAGGGUCAGCAUUUCCAAAUCUUAGACUUGAACAAACAAAACACCCAACAAAAAAGAACAAGAGAAUAAUUUAAAAGUUGAAUCAUUACUUGACUAACAGACUUUGGUCCACCCAUGUCCUUUUCACAGCCCCCUUCUGGAGCAGUCACCUUGUUAAUUUUAUUUUUGAAAAUUCUCUUCCUCUCCUGCUCUGCACUUCCACCUUUGACUUUCCUUUUCUUCUCUGUUCCCUGCCAUUCUGUUUUUAUAAAGUGGUUACACUUGCCUUCUGAGCGAUUGAAAGAAACUUUUACAUCUUCUCUUCCAAAAUAAAAGUAACAAGCUGACUGUGAUACUUAAGUUGAGACCAGAGCAGACGGAGGUCUCAAUUUAAAUUUUUUUUUUUUUUUUUUUUUUUUUUCACAGGGCAUGGCUUGAAUUAGUUUUAUUUUUCUUAACUUUAAAUAUAUAUAUGAAAAUAUAUAUUAAAAUGUUCUCUAAAUAUUUUCUGCUUCUUGCAGGCCUCUUUUUACUAGAUCAUGGCCAUUUUUCCCCACCUCAUUCCUCCAAAAAUAAAAAUGUAUUGCCCUCUUACCACUCAAAGCCAGGCAACUAACUUGACUUAGUUCACAGCAAGAAUCUCCUGCAGCACUAUGUAGAAUCAGUGUGUGCAGAUGGGAUUUGGGGUUUGAGGGUUCUUGAUGACUUUUUAGUCUUUAACUGUGUAUGUACCAGGCUCAUGUUUGGCUAAAACCUCAGGAUUCUCCCUCUGCCUUUUACCUACUUCAUGGUACUAGAAGAACCACCUCACCACUCUCCUUGAUGGGAGAGUCAGCUGCCCUUUCCUGUGCUUCUGCAGGAAGAACUAUUUUACAUGGCACAUCAUCUCAGCUCCUCCUCCUUGAGGGAUGACUUUCUUUUAUAAGAAACCUGGAGUUCACCCACCUGACCUCUCUUCCUGUUGAGCCACUAGCCUAGGAAAUAGCUAGGGUGACCUAUAGUUUCUCUUCUCCAGCCAACCUCCUGCUCCUGUGCCGUCUUCCCCCCCACCCCCUUUAAAUUUUACAAGCUUAUGACAGUUUGUAUGUGCUCUCAGCCAGUGGGCAGAAAACCUGGGAAAGAGAGUUUCUGGACUUUAGCCCACCAGUUUGUCUGGUUUUGAUUAACCUGCUGAGGGCUAAAACUGGCACCCAUUGCUCCUGUGCCUUCAGGUGGUUACAUGGGACAGUGUAGGCCAUCAGCUGCAUAUCAAGCACUGAGUGGGAUGUAGGUGAUGCUCAUGUGACUGGCUAGAGCUCUGGGCAUGGGGGGGGGGGGGGUUAGUUACUAUUUUUUUGGCCAUGAUCUGUUUCCCCUUCCUUUUUUUUUUUUUUUAAUUA
Molecule: messenger RNA, 1809 nt
Organism: Choloepus didactylus (southern two-toed sloth)
Lineage: Eukaryota; Metazoa; Chordata; Mammalia; Pilosa; Megalonychidae
Gene: LSM12
Product: LSM12 homolog
Exons: 4
Coding region: 1-336 (111 amino acids)
Source: RefSeq, a predicted model, not a curated record